GCGGACGGGGGGGAGGAGGAAGAGGAGGAGGCGGCGUCCGCAGGCGGGAGGAGGAAGCCGAACUCCUCCUACUGCUCCGUUGCUGCCGCGUGGAUUGAUGGGAUUAGGGGAACACAUCCUUAAAUCUCUGCAUGCAGCAGGCUCUGUGCACCACAGAGGUUUCAUUUCUGCAGAGAUGUGGUCAAAAAAUCACGAAUGAAGUGGUUCUGCUUCUGCAGGAGUUGUUUUGAGUACGGUCAAGCAGAGAUUAGCCCAGCCACCGGCGGUGAAGGCGGAUCCACCCUCCCCAUGGCGUUUGCACCUCCCAAAAACCCGGAUGGCUCCAAGCUCCGGCUCCGGCUGAGCUCGUGGACUCCCCUGAACCACCAGCUCAUGAACGACAAGGUAUUUGAAGAAAGAAGAUCCCUGCUUGGAAAAUGGUUUGACAAGUGGACAGAUGGCCAGAGGAGGAGGAUCCUGGUGGACCUGCUGGAACGCUGCUCCCUGUCCCAGCAGAAAUUCUGUGCCAAGCAGCUCCAGGCCCGAGUCCCCACCGAGGCCGUCGAUUUUACCACGAGGCUCCCUCGAGUCCUGUCCUUGUACAUAUUUUCCUUCCUGGACCCACGGAGCCUCUGUCGAUGUGCACAGGUGAGCUGGCACUGGAAGUACCUGUCGGAGCUGGACCAGCUGUGGAUGCUCAAGUGCCUGCGUUUCGGGUGGUUCCUCAACUUCUGCCCCACGCCCUUCGAGCAGGGCGUCUGGAAAAAACACUACAUCGAGAUGGUGAGGGAGCUGCGCCUCUCCAGGCCCAAGACUCCUUCCAAGGACGAGUUCAUCGUUAUCGACGUGCAGCCAGUGAAAAGCAACGUCCCAGAGAGGAAACCUUCUGUGGCAGGACUGGGGACAACCAGGGGGAAAAAAGAGCUCCCUCCUUGGCGUUCAUCCGACAGGAACCCCACGGACACCAUCCGCUACAACUACCUGGACAACUACGACCCCAUCGAGCAGGCCAGGCAGGCGAGGAGGAAGGGAGGAGGGCACACCCCGGACCUGAGCAGGCAGGCGGCCGAGAGGAAGAAGAGAGGAGGUCGUGGAUCCACUCAGCUCCGGAAGCAAAUCCUUAGAAGAAGAAUAGCCUGGGAUGAAAGAAUAAAUGCCCAAGGCGAGCAAACACCGAGUCAAAUUAAAAUGAAGCCCUCAAAUAGAUCAAUGAUCCAAGUGCAGAGUGCAGUUAUCCCUCUCUGCAGAUCCAGAGCCCGUCCCAAAGCCACCAGUCCGUCCCAGCUGGGCCAGACCUCACCAAAGCGGGGCCCUGCCCCCCAAGGCGCUGGCCCAGAGCUCCCGCUGGAACGCCGGGAUCCGCCCGGGACCCGUCCGAGCGCCAAAACCACGGCACAGAGGAGCUGGAGGUGCCACCAGGGUGGACAGCAGGUCCCCGUCACCUCCUCUGUUUGAGGCUCAGCCCUGGCACGUUCCUUCAUCCAACCAAGGAUCCGACACGGAAUAAGGGAAGAUCCACAGCAUCCUUCAUGCAAAAAGAACAGAAAUUUACCCCCCUGGCACUGAGGAAAGGACAGGAAAGUUCCUGCUGGCUUUGGGAUCUGAACCUCUUUUCCUGUAGCUGGUGCUACUUUCCCUUUCCCUUCUGGGUACACUGGGAAUUUCUGGAACUUUGACCAUGGAGAGCUUCCUUAGAUCCUUGCCAGAGCUGCUGGAUCUCAUGUGGAUCAUUUGGACAUCCUGGGGCACAUCCCAUGGAAAACCUGGAGACAGAAUUCCUUUCUCACAUUAAAGCAAUUCCACCUUUUCCGUCGUGAUAGCAAGAAGGAAAUCAAAUCCAACACUCUGGAUUUGCACGUGGAUCCAAGAGGAGCUGGAAUUUAAGAGAUUGGGAAUCCCGUGCUCGCUCUCUCUCUCUCACUGGUCUUUUCUGCAAUUUGGGGAAUUCCCAGAAAAUGCAACAAAGAGGAGUUUUUGAGGCUAAGGGGAUUGAAAGCACGGUGACUUGAAUUCACCCCAGAGAUCUGGGACGAAACUAAACCCUUCCACACAUCGGGAAAAAUCACGGCAAGCACACGAAUCCUCAGCAUUUAUGGACAAAAAUCACAUUUAGGAGGAAAUUCCACCUACCAAUCACAGAGUCACAGAGCUAUUAAGGAUGGAAAAGAUCUUUUAGAUCCCCAAAUCCAUGCCCAUCUUCCUUAAACCAUGUCCACAGGUGCCACAUCCGCAGGUUUUCAGGACACUCCCAGGAAUGGGGAUUCCAUUCAGUGGGAUGAAGAUUCCAUUCUUUCCGUGAAGAAAUUGCUCCUAAUAUCCAACCUAAUCCUCCCCCGGUGCAACUCAAGGACGUUUCAAUGUGGAUUAGGAGGAAACUUCUGCUCUGUGAGCAGAUUAAUCUGUGUCACUUCAGGGUUUCACAGAUUUUGGGAACACCACGGCGUUCCACGGACUGAGAGCAUCCAAAUCAUUGAUUUGAGAGCAUCCAAAUCAUUGAUUUUACAACUCAGUUCCCCCUCCCAGACUUUGGGGUUUUUCUUCUGGUUUUCCUGGGUGCUUGGAAGGAUGAGUUCAUCCCAACCAACACAAAGGCCUAAAACCCAACAAAUCCCAGCUGCCACCUCCCAAAGAAUCAGCCAGGAACUUGCAGCUGGGAAUUAUCUCCUGUAUCUUCAGAUCUGUUAAUUAUGCAGGAAGGCAGACUGAUGGAUUUUGAUGAAGAAAGUGAAAUUUUGAGAAUUUAAAGUGAGGUGGAACAAACCAAAGCAUUCACCAGCAGCAUUCCCUGGAAUUGCAAAUCUCUCCUCACCAGCCUUUUUUUUUAACAUAGGAAACCAAAUUAAAGCAAUUGCUCCAUGGGUGCUUCAUUGGCUUCCUAAAUCCAAGCUCUUUUUUUGGUUUUUUUUGUUUCUAUUAGGCAGCAAUUGAGGGUCAGAUCCACAUUCCAAAAAUGGAAAUUAUGUCAGUGGUUUAUCUUUUCCCAUUGAUGUUCCCUGGAAUUGUACAGUUCCCAGGAUCUGAGUGGUCUCGGGCAGGCUCUGUGCCUUUACUGAAUCUUAAGUGCUCACUGCACAUUUUAAAACUUAAACUUUCUCUGAUUUAUAUGUUUUUCGGUAUUUAUUUUUGUAUUUUAUUAAAAAAAAAAAGUUAUUAAGAGAAGGUUUAAGCUUUAAAAUGAUGCUGUAAAAUAACAAACAGAACUGUCCAGGAGCGUGUUGAGCCAAAUCAAUUAUCCUUGGAAUACCAGCAGACCUACAGAAGUUAAUCAGAAUAAAAUCAGAUGUACUUAUGCUGUCUGUAAACAGAAUUUACAUCAUUCCUGAGGUCAGGAAAUGGGCUGG
Molecule: messenger RNA, 3320 nt
Organism: Vidua chalybeata
Lineage: Eukaryota; Metazoa; Chordata; Aves; Passeriformes; Viduidae
Gene: FBXO16
Product: F-box protein 16
Exons: 11
Coding region: 196-1434 (412 amino acids)
Molecular function (GO): protein binding
Source: RefSeq, a predicted model, not a curated record